AUGUAGCUUCGAAGUGGAAAAUUAAAUCAACCUCCAAAAAGAUAAUACAUCUCCCCAUAUCAAAUAUUUUAUAAAGAGCAACUUAAAAUAAUGUUGAGUUAAGGAGUUGGUAUAAAUAUGGUUGGCGCUCAAAUCUAAAAAGCAUGGUCAGAAAUGUCAUCUGAGAUGCAUGAAUAUUAUGAAGAUUAAUUUGAAUAAUGUGAAGAUAAAUUUUAAGAGUAGCUCAUAUACUUUUAUGGAGGAGAUUAAAGGCAUAUCAACUAAUUGAAUGAACUCAAAAAUAUACCUUCAAAACCAAAAAGACCUCUCACUCCUUAAUUUGAUUAUGUAAUUAAAAAUAGACAUAAAUUUUCAUCUAAAAAUUUCAAUUGGAAAUAGUCUUUCUCACUUUUGGUUGAAGAAUAUUGUAAAUAAUCUUAAAGAGUUCGAGAGCAAUUAGAGGUUGAUUUCGAAAGGAAAUUGAAAGAUUAUAAAGAGGCAAUAGAAAAAUGGAAUGAGUAAAAAAUAUUAUGUAAUAAUUAGAAAGUAUGCUGAAAAGUAUAAAACUUUAAAAAAAAAUACUAUAGAAAUAUAUAAAAAGUAAAAAAAUGAAAAUGAAUUUGAAUACAAAGAAUUAUAAUUUGUAAGAACUGUUAAGAAAAUGAGUUCAAAUAAAAAAGAUGAAUAGACAUAAAAUUAUAGUGCUUGUAAGGAUGACAAGAAUUCUAAUCUGAAAAAUUAGGAUUUUGGUUUGAGAGAGGCAGAUACUAAUAUUGAAUAAUUUGCAGAAGAGAGCUAAUAAAUAAGAUCGAAAAAAUCGAAGAAGGCAAGAUGA
This is a messenger RNA of Paramecium pentaurelia, 814 nucleotides long. The record is from the annotation of a GenBank genome assembly. NCBI's taxonomy places the organism in Eukaryota, Ciliophora, Oligohymenophorea, Peniculida, Parameciidae.